UCACUUACCAGUCUUCCACCUCCGGUGCUGAUCUAGCAGGAGCCUGACGAGCUGGCCAGACUCAAGCUCUGCACCAAAUAUUACCACCCUGGCGACGGCUCCGGAGCGUCACUGACAACCACCCGGAAAUGGUAUUAUCGCUUCCGGGGCUGCCUAGCGCGCGGCGGGAAAUUAUUUCCCAGAGCCCGGAUUAGUGAAGCAGUUGAGUGUUGCAGCGGCAGUCGUCGCCCCUGCCGCCGCCGCCACCGAAGGAAGCAUCCCAGGCACUUCGGCCGGGAAGAUGGAAGAUGGUACUCCAAAGCAUAUCAUCCAGAUGACAGGAUUUAAGAUGGAAGAAAAAGAAGCGCUAGUCAAAUUACUUUUAAAACUAGAUUGCACUUUUAUUAAGAGUGAGAAAUACAAAAAUUGUACACAUCUUAUAGCUGAACGCCUAUGUAAGAGUGAAAAAUUUUUAGCAGCUUGUGCGGCAGGAAAGUGGAUACUAACCAAGGACUAUAUAAUUCAUAGUGCCAAAAGUGGCAGAUGGCUUGAUGAAACAACUUAUGAAUGGGGAUAUAAAAUUGAAAAAGAUUCCUGUUAUUCACCUCAAAUGCAAUCUGCACCUAAAAGAUGGCGUGAAGAACUGAAACGCACUGGUGCUCCAGGAGCCUUCCACAGAUGGAAAGUUGUCCUCCUUGUUAGAACUGAUAAGCGAAGUGAUUCUCUUAUAAGAGUUUUGGAGGCUGGAAAGGCAAAUGUUAUUUUACCAAGAAGUUCACCAAGUGGAAUAACUCAUGUGAUUGCCAGUAAUGCAAGAAUUAAAGAUGAGAAAGAAAAAGAUAACUUUAAGGCUCCAUUUUAUCCCAUUCAGUAUCUAGGGGAUUUUCUUUUAGAGAAAGAAAUUCAGAAUGAUGAAGAUUCCCAAACCAAUUCUGUUUGGACUGAACAUGGCAAUGAAGAAAAAAACAAAGAUUUAAGGAAAGAUGCAGGAUUUCUUGAAAUGAAAGGUGCCUUAAGAGAGACCAUGUAUAGAACCCAGAAAGAAAUGCAAAAUCAUGAUGAAGAUGUUAAUGCUGGUUCUAUUUUGACUCAACAUCACCAAAAAGAAAAAUUCAGUGGUUCCAGUAAAGAUUUGAAAUUUGUUAAAAUGAGAAAUACCUUUGGAAGGCAUAUAUAUGAAAAUCAGAAGGAAAUUAAGAAAAAAGGUGAAGAUACUCAAAGGAGUUAUACUUUGAGGAGAAAACGCAAGAAAGAAAAAGAAAGCAAUUGCAAGAAAGAUGUUGAACAUGAAAAAAUAAAAAGUACCUUAAGAAGGCACAUAUAUAAUAGAGAUCAGAAAGAAAUGAAAAAUUCUAUUUUUGCUGAAUAUGCCAAAGAAUCAAAAGCCAUGGCUAUCAAGACAGAUGUGGAUGUUGUUGAAAUAAAAAAUACCUUAAGGAAGCACAUAUAUAGAGCUCAGGCUGUCAGAUAUAACUGCAUUAGAAUAGAUAAACAACCAGUGUACAACGUAGAGGUUAAAAAUGCUGAAUUUCCCAGAGGUGUAUUAAAUUUAAUUGAAAGCCUCAUAGAAGGACAGUUUUUUAAAGAAGCAAUUGAGGAACUUUGCACUUUGCAGGCACAUUAUAUCCCUCCCGUAUGUGUUCUUCAUGCCCUCCUAGAGAACGUUCUACAGGAUAACAUAGAUACAUUUUCUGGUCGAUACUUUCAUAUAUUGUCAGCUCUUCUUCACCUGCAUCCUCCUUGGAAGUCUCCAGCCAUGUCAAGAUAUUAUUUAGAGUUGUUUCAGUGUCCAACUUGUAUGAAAGGAGCAUGGUCUUUAGUAGAAGUCCUUAUCAGGUCUUGCCUUUUCAAUGAAAGCUUUUGUCAUCAAAUUUCAGAAAAUAUUGGCUCCAAGGUGCUCCACCUGACGCUGCUCAAAUUUUUCUUUAAUUUAAUUGAAAGUGAAGUACAACAUCUGAGUCAAAAGUUGUAUGACUGGUCAGAUUCUCAGAAUCUGAAAAUAACAGGAAAGGCAAUGCUUCUUGAAAUUUUUUGGUCAGGAAGUGAAACCUCUGGGCUUUUGACCAAACCAGUAAAUAUGCUUUUGGAAUGGACUAUAUAUUCUCACAAGGAAAAAUGCAAGUCUAAUGAUGUCUUCAAACAUGAACUAGCUUACUUAUUGGCUGGAAUUCUUGGAGCAGCAAUAGAUUAUUGGAUUUUCCUUGGUCUUAAGAUGGGUAAAAAUGUGAUGCGACACAUGUCUGAUGACUUAGGAAGUUAUAUUUCUCUUUCGUGUGAUGACUUUUCUUCACAAGAAUUAGAGAUUUUCAUUUGCUCCUUUUCCUCCUCCUGGCUUCAAAUGUUCGUUGCAGAGGCAGUCUUUAAAAAGUUGUGUCUACAGAGCUCUGGCAGUGUUUCUUCUGAGCCACUCUCUCUUCAGAAAAUGGUAUAUUCCUAUUUACCAGCCUUGGGGAAAACUGGUGUGCUUGGGUCUGGAAAGAUUCAGAUAUCAAAGAAAAUAGGACAGCGGCCUUGUUUUGACUCUCAGAGAGCCUUACUAAUGCUGAAUGGUACUAAACAAAAACAAGUCGAAGGGCUGCCAGAGUUCCCAGACCUGAACCUUGCUAAAUGUUCCUCAUCAUUAAAAAAAUUGAAAAAGAAGUCAGAAGGAGAAUUGUCAUGUUCCAAGGAGAAUUGCCCCUCUGUAGUUAAAAAGAUGAAUUUUCACAAGACUAAUCUAAAAGGAGAAACAGCCCUGCAUAGAGCUUGCAUAAGUAACCAAGUGGAGAAAUUGAUUCUUCUUCUCUCUUUGCCAGGAAUAGACAUCAAUGUUAAAGACAAUGCUGGCUGGACGCCUUUGCAUGAAGCCUGUAACUAUGGCAACACAGUGUGUGUCCAGGAAAUUUUGCAACGUUGUCCAGAGGUAGAUCUGCUCACUCAAGUGGACGGGGUUACUCCUUUGCAUGAUGCACUGUCAAACGGACAUGUAGAAAUUGGCAAGCUGCUACUACAGCAUGGGGGCCCAGUGCUUUUACAGCAGAGGAAUGCUAAGGGAGAAUUGCCCUUGGAUUAUGUGGUUUCACCUCAAAUCAAAGAAGAACUGUUUGCUAUUACAAAAAUAGAAGAUACAGUGGAGAACUUCCAUGCACAAGCAGAGAAACAUUUUCAUUACCAGCAACUUGAAUUUGGCUCCUUUUUACUUAGUAGGAUGUUGCUAAAUUUUUGUUCAAUUUUUGAUUUAACUUCAGAGUUCAUUUUAGCUUCCAAAGGGUUAACUCAUCUAAAUGAACUGCUUAUGGCUUGUAAAAGUCAUAAAGAAACCACCAGUGUUCAUACUGACUGGUUAUUGGAUCUUUAUGCUGAAAAUAUAAAGACAUUGCAGAAACUCCCACAUAUUCUUAAGGAACUGCCUGAGAAUUUGAAAGUGUGUCCUGGGGUACACACUGAGUCCUUGAUGGUAACAUUGGAAAUGAUGUGUCAGUCAGUCACGGAGUUUUCAUGAUGAUGCUAGAAAGUAUGGAUUGACUUUCUGAAUCUGUUCAGUUUGCAUUGGUACUUACUGUGGACUUCAUAGCUUACUGACAGAUAGUAAUUUGAUUUAUUUAUUGACAGACUUUGCAGCCUUGCUAAAUUUUAAAAGCAUUUUUUAAAACACUUCUACAAAACUCUAGUAUGGGCUUCUGACUUUUUCCAGGGUGUGGUAUUUGACUCAGAAGUAAAAAUAAUUUUGUUUUAGUAUAUUCUACUUUGAUUAAUUUUUUUUGUUCUGAAAGUGAUAUUAUAUUGUACAUGUAAAAUUAAUUUAAAUAUUUUUUCAAAUCAGAAUGUAAGUGUUCUGUAUUCUAGAUGUUUUAGGUCUUAGAAUCAUGGCAAGCAUAUUCAUACAAAUGUGUACUUAUAAACUUGUAGCUCCUGACUCUUAGGGAUGGAUUUUGAGGAAAAAACAAGACUAAACAAAAACAUGUAGCUCCCUAUUUUUUCUCUCUAGGUUGUUGGACUGAAAUAUGCAUUUUAGCUUUGUGUGUUUCUAAAAUAAACAUUUCUAAAAUUUACAGUAAUAAUAUUCUUUUGGUUUUUAAAUGCAGCAAAUAUGCAGAGUCUGACAAUUCAAUUCCUUGAUGUUUUAUUUUAGCAGUUCAUAUACAAAAUGUAUCUGUUGCUGCCCUAUGUAACCAAUAUUCUGUACCUGAAAACAUUCUGCUGCAUAAGUUUAUGAGUUUAAUAUUAAGAUUAUGAGUGGCAUCUAAGUAAUAGAUUUGAGAUUAUUUAAGAUCUUAAUAUAUAGUAUGAAUUUACUGGGUGGUAAUGUUUUAAUUUGCAGUUUUUCCUAGUAGCAGUUUGUAGUAAAACUAAAAGGGUGUGGAUAAUAACCACUUUUGAAAUUGGAGUUUCUUCGCUACUGGGAGUAAGUUACAUUAUGAUACAGGUGGAAAAUAAACACUUCCAUUUAGCUUUUAUGUAAUUCAAGUGAUGACUUUAGCAGUUAAUCUGCUAAAGCAACACACUUCAGUUUUAUUUUGGAAAUAGAUAUUUUAACAAGAUACAAAUGCUUAGUAUCAUAUUACUGGGUUUGUAAUCUAAAUUGAAAACUGCUACAUCAGUAUGAAAAAAUAUUUUAAAUAAGUACUUUUUCACACAUACUCAGGAAAUACUAGUUUCUAUUUAGCCUUCAAAUUUGGCAUCAUACAAAUCUCUUUAUUAUUAAUCUGCCAAAGUAUCAGAGAAAAAAUGAUAUAGUGAAGACUAUCUAAGAAAAGUUUAAAUACUUAUAGAGAGUAAAGUGCUUCUCCAGAUGAUGAAUAAGAACGUUUUUUAUUCCAAUGAGUACCUCUUUACUUCACUUGUAAAGGUGUCUGGGAUAGUGUUUGCUUGGUAAACUAAUAUAAACUUGUAAACAUAGGCUUUGACAUCAUACACAUUUUCAAAUCCUUGUCUAGUUUCUUAAUAAAUAAAUUGCAAGGCAAAUUCUUUUCUGAGCUUUGGCUUUCCUGCAUGUCAAAUAGAAAUCACACCAGGUAUCUUUGUCAUGAUAGAAUUGUUAGCCUAUCACAUCAUAUGACACCUAAUAAAUAUUUCCUUUCUAAUUCUUACCUCCUCUUUUGAUUAUAAUGAAUCAUUUAGACAAAAGGCAAGAUAGUAAUUGUUUAAGUUGGUAGUAAUUCUAAGGUAAUUAAGUAAUCAACAUCAUGAGUUAGGGUUUUAUACUGUUAGUACAAAGUAGUUUUCCAAAUUAGAUGUUCAUAAGGUGUAUUUGUUUAAUUGCAUUUAGCAUUAAUAUUUCAUAAUUGACUCUUCUGUCUGCCAACUUCCACAAGCAAUGAUGACAUGAAGUAUGAAACAGAUGUCAUUGAGGUCUCUGCCUUUAAGAAGUUUUACACUUCUUCGAAAGUCCAACAUGGCAAACAUAGGUUACUGUGUUCUGUGCCCUGGCUAACAAUACCAGUAUAUGAGUAUGAAUUUAAAUUUUCAGGAAAAGGCUUCAUUACUUCUUAUACUUUAUUUUAGAAAGCAUAAUAAUAAUUGCCUUGAAUAAUUGCCCAAAUCUAUCUUGGAGGUAUAGGAAGAAGAAAUUCUCAAUAAGUAAAGUAUAAUUCAUAGUCUUAGUCCUAGAUUUUCAAUUGCAGACUUUUCAAAGUUGCAUCUGAAGACAAGGUUGAGAAAUGCUGUUCUUCAUUAUAUUUUGCCAGAUAUGAUAUCAUAGUUCUAUGGAAUCGUAUUUUUAAAAAUUUCUAUAAGAGACCUUAUUACAGUGUAAAUAAAGCUGGAGAGGAGAUUUCUGAGCAGUUAAGAUUCAGCUUUUCCCCAUGCAGUGUUUACUGGCAGUUUCUUAAAUCUCUUUGAGGUUAGAAUUUUCUAGGUUGUUAAUUUUUAAUUUCACUUUGCAGAAUAAAAUCAUCCAAGUAUAUAUAUAUAUAUUCUGUCAUUUUAUUCAUUCCAAGAUGACCAGAAAAACAUUUAUCCUCAUAAAAGUCAAAUGUGAAAUUAAUUCUUUUGAAUUCAGCAUUUCUUGAACACCUACUCUGAACCAGGUGGUGUGCUUGACAAGGGCUAACUACAAAAAAAGAGGAAAGGCCCACAGUCUAGGAAGGUAAAUAAGGCUUAAGUAUUGUGGAUUUUAUUGUCUUCUACAUCUGCUAAAAAAUUAAUUUCAGUUUUGUAGGUUCCUGAAAUUUUCAGUAAUAAUUGGUGUUCUGUUUUAGUUUAUAAAUGUGAAUAUUCAAGUGUCCAGUACUUUAAUCCUUUGAUGAGUAUUAUUUUAGCAAUUUUAUUUUAGAGUGGAUAGGAUGUAGGGUGUGCUUUUGCAGUCUUAGUAUUUUUAAGCAAGCACAAAUGCAUUAACACUAAGAUACUUUAUAUAACCUCCAGAAAAUAUCUGCCAUUUUUGUUUAUGCUGUUAUAGAAAGUUAAUUAAAUGAAUACCUUCAUAUGAAAAAAAAUAUUCGUGGAAUGUGCAUUCCUUAUGCCUUUAUACACCUUUCCAGUUAAGCAGUGAACUUGAUGAGAACCUGUCACUGUUACUCCUUAAUCAGUAGGAAGGGGUCAUCUUUGAGUGACAUGAGGCACUCUUUCCCUGAGGCAUUUAUCACGUAGCUUUCACGCCAAUUGCACUUCCUGCUGACGUGGAGCUUGCAAAACGAGGAAUGAUAAUUGUUUUUAUGACAAAUGUGGAUUGAGUUAGAAAGUCAGUGAUAGCGUUAUUGGAAUUAGGCUCUGCCUGGUGUUGGCAAAACAGGAGACAUGGAAUUGUUAACUAUUCCUUGUAAAUCAAAAUAUGUUAUCAGAAAAUUCACCUUGUAGGUUAAAAUGAACUGUAGUUGGAGAAUAUACUUUGGUAGUUAUUUGCUGUGAUAUAUAUUUUGAAAUUAUUAUAGGCUAUAAAUUAAUUAGAAAAGGUUGAAGUGUUGUUUUACUUGGUUCUGAGCAUACAUUUUCAAGGUAAUGCAAAUCCUACUCAAAGAAGACCUUUUCAAAGGAAAUAAAACAUUUUUAACAUCAUUGAUUAUUACAUGUUUAAAAAGAGUUUGUCCUCUUAAAUACUAAUCUUACAGAACAUCUAAAAUAUGUACAAGCUGUUCCUAAUACUUCUUAUAUUUGAAUUUAUUACUAUGUCUUUUUUAGUGUAAGUAUAUAGUUUUGAUUAUAAAUACACUUAAACUGUGUUUUUUAAAAAGCUUGAAAUACAAUCCUUAGUACUAGAUAUAAGUGAUUUUUUUUUAGAAUGUUAUACUUUUUGUUUUUCAAGAGAUAUAUUGAUGAUCCCUCCCACCCCCUUUUUAAAACAGACGUAUAAUGAACUCUGUUCUGGGUUUUUAAACUACUUGCGGAAUUAAAGAUCAACAAUAUUAAGUCAGCAAAGUGACUAUUAAACCGUAUUUCUAACAAAAUACGCAAUAUUGUUAUAUAUGUAAUAUAUCAUACUGCCUUUAACAAAUAUAGAUCCCAAAAGCCCUUAUUCAAGUAUUUAUAGUUAUUUCCAAUUAGAAUUAAAACAUAUACUUCCAAAUUAGUCAUUUUUGUAUCAUGGCCCCAAAUCUUUUUAGAUGUAGAACCCAGAUUUGGUAGAUCUAAUCCUCUUCCUUGCCAAAGUAUCCGAGUUGGAUCAAGCGAAUGUUAAUGUAUUAUGGACGUUAAACAUUAAUAGAGAAUGGCUCACUAGUUUGGGACAUACAAUUUCAUUCUACCAAAGAGUGGAAGUUGAAACAAAAAACAAAACAAAACAAAAGGUUUAGCACUUCCAGAAAGUAAGAUGCGCUGAACUGAAAACUUGGAAUCCAGGUUUGAAUUUAUACCUAUCAUACUGUCAUUUAUCUUGAUAGUAGAUGAACUAAAAUUACCACUACUUCUCUAUUCUGUCUCAAAGUGAAAUAAAUAGUAAUAUUGAAAAAUCAUUAAUCUUAAAGUGUUGACAGAUGAAAAUAGUUUGUUGUCAGUGACUUCUCAACCUAAAGGUUAGGUCAACAGUGGUUUAUGUCAUGACUCUUAAUAAAUUUUUCUAAUGACCAGAAUAGUUUGAUUUAUGAUAGUUUUUUUGUUUUUGUUUAAAGGAAUAUAUAUCCUUGUUAUCUGGCUUCAUCCUAAAGAUGCAUUUUUCUACUUUGCAUUCGUUCCUUUUUACAUUAGAGAUAAAAUUACCGAGCAUAUUUAUGGGACCUGAAGAAUUACUUGUUCUCUGGUGAGACUUUUCAGAUUCGACACAGAAAAGCAGGGAGAAACUGGUAAGAUUAAAUGAUAGCUACAUUUAUUCAAAGAGUGUACCUUAAAUGGCUUUGAAAGGAUACUACUGUAUUAAGAAUUUUUUUCUUCUAUCAUCAAUCUGAAAAAAUAUCCACUUUGUAACUUAUUAUUUGCAACAUUAGUGCAGAUACAAACAACCCUCUGUUGAGAGAAUUCUGAGAGUGUCUUACCACAGCUCUCCAGAGCAUAUUAUUUUGCACCUCUUCUGUGAAGGCCGGCAGAAUAGCUUCUUGAAAGGUACUCUUUUAAGUAGUACAACUUAGAACAAUCUUUUUACAGUUGUGUUUUGUAUAAAUAUCCUGGAUAUCUACAUGGUAACUAUAGUACAACCUGAUAGUAUCAAUCUGUCAUUGAGGGGAAGAUUUCUUACCUACCGGUCAGGGCUGUUGUCACAGUUAUGGGAGGGAAAUCAAGUACAUAUGCAUUAAAUGUACUAUGUAUCAAGUACGUAGCAUCGUAGUGUGCAAGAUUGGAUGGUGAAUACUUGGUACCCCCAAUCCAUAAGUCAGAGUAUUUUGCUCUUGCUUAAAUUACCAAGUGCUGUAUGUUUUGAUUUUUAAAAAAUGUUUUUCUCUUACUUCUGAAAAUGUUUUUAAAAGUGAUGUUAAGCAAUUUCACACAAAUAAUGGAACAUCACAUUAAUCUGUUUAAAAACUCCUUUGUCAGAUAUGUAUAGUGUUUUCUGGAUGGCUUCUCGUGUGCUUCAAAGACCCUCUUAUGUUUGCUAGGUUCUCUGUUAAUGGAAACUGAAGUUUGUAAGAGUUUUAGGCUAAACGUAAGAGGUAGGUAUACCAUUGUGUUUUUUUGCUCAGAAAUUGUUAGCUACUUCCUCUAUUAUAAAACAAAGAUGACAGAAUUACAUACUCCACCUUGUAUAAUAGCAAAUAGGCACUUCUAUCUUUGUAAAAUUUUACAGAGAGCUUAUUAGUUCUUGACACUGACAAAUUGUUUUCCAUGGUUGCAGUGUUACAAGGUACACAAGAGAUUUUGACUUUUCAUAAUUACUACGGUAGAAAAGAAGAAUGUUUUGUGGGGCAUGUAGUUAUAAGGUUUCAGUUCUCUGAUAGCUUUAUUAAAAAGGGUUCUUUGAGCUUGGGACAAAUAUUGUCAUUUCCUUCCCCUCAUCUCUCUUCUGUGGUCCAGCUGUCUCUGUAACAAUGCUUGACUAUUCUCAGGUGUCUCCAGUAAUGCAAAAGGCAAGUAUGGGUAGUGAGGGCCGGGUGUGCUUUUUCUAAGAAUUUAGCAUUUCCUCCAAACCUGUCACCAUUUGAACUCUGGCAAAAUAAAAUCCCUCAAAUGGACUCAAGCCAUUUUGAGCUUGUCUUUGACUAGAAAGUGAAGCUGAACCUAUAUUAUCAUCUUUCUUCAGUAGUGGGAGCAAGUUCCCACUAGCAAGUGGGAGUGAGUUCCACUCAGCCAGGCCUCAGGAUCUCCUUAAAUGUAUUCCUCCAGAGAAAAUAAGAUAGUUUUCAGGUUCACUCAUUGACUCAGGUUGGCCACUCCUUUUCUCUUUGGAAGGAGCAUUGAAGAAUCUGUAGUAGGGGAUAAUUGCACUGCAAUUUUAAUUUUGCUACAUACUGAAAAAACUUAGGCACGGCUACUUACCUAAAACAUUUCCGCUUUCCUUGAAACAAAUCUUUCUGCCUAAUAUAAUAACACUUAAUUGACUAAAGCUGAACAGCAGUGUAUUUUACUUUGUAAAAAAUGGAGUAAUAAUUUUUCAGUGACAUUUGGAGGUACAGAUAAUCAUAUAAAUUUAAAAACCUGUCUUUACAAAAAUACUGCUUGUGCAUGUAAUAGAACACUUCUUUUGUUUGGGUUUUUGGUAGUUUUUUUUUUAAGCUUAGAAUGUCAGGGAAGAGCCCAAUAAAUUGAAACUCAUUUGAGGUCAAUUACAAUAUUUGAUUGUUUUUAUUUUUUGAUUCUUAACCCAGAUCCCUCCUUUGAAAAGCACAGAUAGAAUCAUUAAGUUCCAGGAAACCUUUCAUGGUGCUCUUGGUUUCUACAUUGUAUUGCUUUGGACAUUUGAUAGUUUUGCUUUGGACAUUUGAUAGUUUUUAUUUGCACACUAUUCUUUUUUAAUGAGAUUUUUCAAUAGUAUUUCUCAAAUUUUAGCCAUUCAGCUGAAACAAAUCUUAUAAUGUGACUGCCUCUAUACAAAUUGACACUAUAUAAAAGAAACCGAGGUACCAGAGGGUAACAUUUACA
Molecule: messenger RNA, 10401 nt
Organism: Nomascus leucogenys (northern white-cheeked gibbon)
Lineage: Eukaryota; Metazoa; Chordata; Mammalia; Primates; Hylobatidae
Gene: SLF1
Product: SMC5/6 complex localization factor 1
Biological process (GO): positive regulation of double-strand break repair
Molecular function (GO): protein binding
Source: RefSeq, a predicted model, not a curated record